This is a messenger RNA of Neltuma alba, 504 nucleotides long. Its product is annotated as TMV resistance protein N-like. The record is from RefSeq and is a predicted model, not a curated record. The coding region runs from base 1 to 504 and encodes 167 amino acids. NCBI's taxonomy places the organism in Eukaryota, Viridiplantae, Streptophyta, Magnoliopsida, Fabales, Fabaceae. The transcript has 2 exons. Gene Ontology annotation, biological process: signal transduction.
AUGACGAAAUGGACGUAUGAUGUGUUCCUUAGCUUUCGAGGCGAGGAUACUCACUUGAAUUUCGUCGGCGAUCUCUACAAUUCUCUGCAUGAUCUCUACAAUUCUCUGCAUCAAAGCGGAAUCCAUGCCUUCAUCAAUGAUGAAUCCCUAAAAGCUGAGGAAGAGAUCAAAGCGUCUCUUUUAAAAGCCAUACGAGAAUCCAAAAUAUCGAUAAUAGUUUUUUCUGAGAACUACGCUUCAUUAACGUUCUGUUUGGAUGAACUUACUAAGAUUGUAGAGUGCUUCAAAAGAGAAGGUCGGUUGGUGUAUCCGGCAUUCUAUUACGCGGAUCCUUCAGAGGUGAGACAUCAGAGAGGUAGCUAUGGAGAAUCAUUGCUUUACCUGCAGAAAAGAUCGGAGACGGAGGAGUAUAAGCUGCAAAAGUGGAGGUUGGCUUUGUCUCCAACAGCUAACUUGUCUGGGUGGCAUCUCAAACCUGGAUAUUUACGUCCUUGCCUUUUCUGA